Molecule: messenger RNA, 534 nt
Organism: Trametes versicolor FP-101664 SS1
Lineage: Eukaryota; Fungi; Basidiomycota; Agaricomycetes; Polyporales; Polyporaceae
Exons: 3
Coding region: 1-534 (177 amino acids)
Source: RefSeq, a predicted model, not a curated record
AUGGAACAAGUAGACCGCGCCCUCGAUAAAGGCGCGAGGGAGCCCAUCAGCAAGCUACGUAACGCUACGUACGAUCAUGCUGCGGGUUCAAUGGGCAAGAGAAUAGCCUGGUGGCACAAUCACAUAUGGUCGCGCGAAGAAACGUGGUACCGGGCAUCGGUCAUCUGGCUCGACAUGUACGGCGAGCAAGACAUCUCUUUGAACGAUUACGACCGCUGUGUCACGCACCUCGCAAACACUUUCGAGAUUGAAGACGACGACUUUGGCUAUCAGGACUAUGUUCUCUGGACUUGGAUCCCAUUUCUGGUCUCCAUGCCCUUCGCAAUGGCGGCACGUUGGACGCAACGGCGGGGGCUCUUCCGACCCAUCAAUGGGAUGCAGCGGCUGUUGAUGUGGUCAACGCUGUACCCUGCCACCAUGCAGACGUAUCAGCACUACUCGAACCUUCGAGGAUUGGAGGCCAAACGCGCUAUUGCCAAGCGAAUCCGCGAGAAGCUUGGGAUCGACCCUUUGAUCAGCAAGAUGAUUACUUGA